CUAAUGUCUGCAAAUAAAAAAUAAUAAUACUAAUAAAUUUUUUUUUUAAAAAAUCAUCAAGCAACAUAGAGAAUUAGGCUUCUUUAUGAAAGGCGCCGUUUGGACACUGGACACUGCAACACUUUAAACAACAGAUGGGCACGGUAGGUGUUCCACGUUAGCCACGGACAGACCGUUCUCCCAGGCGGCUCAUAGAAAGCUGCUGUUCUUGUGCAAAGGGGAAAGUAAGAAUAUAUUGUUACAUACAAGAAGAAUGGCUGUUUUUUAACAGCUUGGGUGUGGUACAUACAUCUCCUGUCUUCAGUUGGUCUACUGGUUGUAUUCUGUCAGAAUGUACGGCAGCUCUCGCUCUGUGAGCAAAAUGGAAGGCAAUCACAGUGGGAGCCGGAACAGCCAGGGCAACUCAGGCCGUUCUCCCAGGCUGCCACGCUCACCCCGAAUGGGACACCGCCGCACCAAUAGCAUGGGGGGCAGUGGUGGUGGGCCUGGUGGCCCUGGGGGAAAAACCCUUUCCAUGGAGAACAUCCAGUCCCUCAACGCUGCUUAUGCCACGUCUGGUCCCAUGUACAUGAGUGAUAAUGAGGUGGCUCUAGCCACCUCCUCUGACAUCCCAAAAAGUGGCAUGGCAACUGGGCGCUUCGGGGGCAGCAUCCCAUAUGGCGUGCGUGGAACAGUCACCGGAAGCACGCCUGACAUGGCCAUGGUGCCUACUGUGUCCACAGACUCCAUGAGCUUUGGAGGAGAGCUGCAUACAGCAUCCACUGUGCCACAUUCAUUGCGCCAGGCCAGGGACAACACCAUCAUGGAGCUGCAGGCGCAGCUGAAGGAGCUACUGCGGGAGAAUGAACUCCUGAGGAAGGAGGUGGAGGUGAAAGAAAGCAAACUCAGCUCAUCAAUGAGCUCUAUCAAGACCUUCUGGAGCCCUGAACUAAAGAAGGAGCGGGCACUGCGCAAGGAUGAGGCUUCCAAGAUAGCAGUGUGGAAGGAGCAAUAUCGUGCCAUUCAGGAUGAGACUCAGCACCUGCAGACCACAGUGCAGGCGCUGCAGGCUGAGUUGCGCAUCCAGCGUGACCUGAACCAGCUGCUCCAGCCGCCUGGGGAGCCGCUCGCACUUGAACCGGGCGAGGAGCAAGAAAGGCAAACUCGCGAGCUCAUCCUGCUCCGCCGUACCAUUCAGGAGAUGGAACUGCGGCUGGAGACGCAGCGGCAGACACUGGUAGCACGUGACGACUCUGUCAAAAAGCUGCUGGAGAUGCUGCACAACAAAGGGCCAAGCAAGUCCAGUGAGGAGGACCACGAGCUCACAUGCCGUCUAGCUGAUGCUGAGAUGCAUGCACAUCACUUGGAGAACCUGCUAGAGCAGCGUGAUAAAGAGAUGGUGGCUUUGCGGGAAGAGCUGCAUCGACGCCUUGAAGGGACGCCGGAGUCUACAAAAACCAAAGCUCUGCAAACCGUCAUUGAGAUGAAGGACUCACAGAUCGGCUCUUUGGAGCGAGGACUCAGGGAGCUGGAAGACCAGGUCAUGAUGCUGCGCUCCAGUAACAUGCUCACAUGUGAGGAGCGACAAGAGGAGGUCAAGCAAAUGGAGGUUUACCGCAACCACACCAAGUUCAUGAAGAACAAGAUGGACCAGGUGAAGCAGGACCUCUCUAGAAAGGACACACAGCUCCUUGGCCUGCAGACCAAACUUGAGACGCUUACCAAUCAAUUUUCUGAUAGCAAACAGCACAUUGAGGUGCUCAAAGAGUCCCUGACUGCCAAAGAGCAGCGAGCUGCCAUCUUACAGACAGAGGUGGAUGCACUGAGGUUGCGUCUUGAGGAAAAGGAAACGCUGCUUAACAAAAAGAGCAAGCAGAUCCAAGACAUGUCAGAGGAAAAGAGCACACUCAAUGGCGAGAUUCAUGACCUUAAAGACAUGCUGGAUGUAAAAGAGCGAAAAAUCAAUGUGCUACAGAAAAAGAUUGAGAACCUGCAGGAGCAGCUGAGGGAUAAAGAGAAGCAGAUGAGCAGCUUGAGAGAAAGAGUGAAGUCUCUGCAAACUGAUACAUCCAACACAGAUACAGUCCUCAGCACCCUGGAAGACUCACUGGCUGAGAAGGAAAGAAUCAUUGAGCGUCUGAAGGAGCAGCGAGACCGGGAGGAGAGGGAGAAAGCCGAGGAGCUGGACAGCAGUAAGAGAGAGCUAAAAGAGCUUAAGGAGAAAGUGAGCUUGCUGCAAGGUGACCUUUCAGAUCGAGAGAAUUCUUUGCUGGACCUUAAAGAGCAUGCAUCAUCCUUAGCCUCAUCUGGGCUAAAAAAAGACUCCAAACUUAAAACUCUGGAGAUUGCCCUUGAGCAAAGGAGGGAAGAGUGCUCUAAACUGGAAAACCAGCUAAAGAGGGCCCAGAAUGCAGCUGUUGAGGCACAGGCCAACUCAGAGCUCUCCAAGCGAAUUGCCUCAUUGGAAGCUGAUGUGACCAGGCACAGAGAGGAGUCAGGGAAGGCCCAAGCUGAAGUCGACCGACUGCUGGAGAUCCUACGACAGAUGGAGAACGAGAAGAAUGACAAAGACAGGAAAAUAAAUGAGCUGGAGAGACAGAUGAAAGAUCAAGGCAAGAAGCCGCCUGGGAAACACAGGGAGUCGGCUGGCAAAGGCCGCAGUGCUGUUGAUGGCCCACAGCAGGAGUCAUUGCGGCAGAAGGCAGAGCGCAUUGAGGAGCUAGAGGAGGCGCUGAGGGAGAGCGUACAGAUGACUGCAGAAAGAGAGAUGGUGUUGGCACAGGAGGAGGCGGCACGGAAUCACCAGGAAAAACAGAUGGAGGAGCUGCUCGGGGCAAUGGAGAAGGUGAAGCAGGAGCUCGAGUCUAUGAAAGCCAAGAUGUCAUCCACUCAGCAGUCUCUGGCUGAGAAGGAGGCUCAUCUGACCACUCUGAGGGCCGAGAGGAGGAGACAUCUGGAGGAAGUUCUGGAGAUGAAACAGGAGGCUCUGUUAGCUGCUAUCAGUGAGAAGGAUGCUAACAUUGCCCUGUUGGAGCUGUCCUCAUCCAAAAAGAAAAAGACGCAUGAGGAAGUGGCGCAGUUACGAAGGGAGAAGGACCGUCUGGUGCAGCAGCUCAAACAGCAGACACAGAAUCGGAUGAAGCUCAUGGCGGAUAACUAUGAUGACGGACAUCUGAAAAUGCCACCCGACCAGACCAACCACAAAGCUCCAAAAUCCCCUGAUCAGAUUAAAGCUGGUCGGAGAGCUGCAGUACACAGGAGCUCCACCUGAAUACACCAGACAGCCAAAGAGGAGCCACCUUUUAUCCUAUCCUUGUUUCUGUACAAAUCAACCCUGACCAAAUCUCCCUACCCUCAGACAGGGCCUUCACACCAACAGUUACUGUUGGAGCCUGGGUUGGAGAGAGUCAGACUGAAGCUGGGACUGUGACCUGGUCUCCUUUAAGAACAGCAGUAAAUGGACCUUUAAUUCCAGGAACUGCCAGCUGUGAUCUAACCCUCCUCUCUCCAGGAACCCUUUCUCUCCUCUCCUCACCUCUCCUUUCCUCUCCUGUCCUGUCCUGUCCUCUCCUCACCUCUCCUCUCCUCUCCUCUCCUCUCCUCUCCUCUCCUUUCCUCUCCUGUCCUGUCCUCUCCUCUCCUCACCUCUCCUCUCCUUUCCUGUCCUGUCCUGUCCUCUCCUCUCCUCUCCUCUCCUCACCUCUCCUCUCCUCUCCUUUCCUCUCCUCUCCUCACCUCUCCUCUCCUUUCCUGUCCUGUCCUGUCCUCUCCUCACCUCUCCUCUCCUCUCCUCUCCUCUCCUCUCCUCUCCUCUCCUCUCAGCCUUUAUCCUCUGAUCUACAGAGCACAACAAACCUAAAAUAGUCAUCUCCUUGUCUUAAAAGCCCCAGUCAGGAGUUUUUGGUCUGUCUUCAGAUAUAGAUGUGUAUAAUUAGUCAAUCUUCCUGUAUAUACUGGAUAAAUAAUGAAAGGUGUUUUUUUUUUUUUCAAAUGAAUAUGAGCACCUGACAACAAAUUACCAUAGAAAGAAGUUUUAAAAAAAUGACAAAACAUCCUCACAGGGGCUUAAAUACAGGUGCAGUUGUCAAAUUCAGCAACGUUAGCUGUGUUGUGAAUGCCUUUUUUGUUUUUUUUUCCAUUUUCUACUUUUGAUUACUAUGUUACAUCAUCAUGGUUGAUUACAGACUUAGAAUGCCCUGCAAUGUGAUGGGUGGUGCUAUGUAAACAUUUAAAAAGUAACCUGAAUGCCAAACAUAUGUAAAGUAUUAUGCAAAUUUGACAGCUGCAUCUGUUAGACAUGUGAGAAUUACGUUAACUCGUUGCCGUGUAGGUAGCUACCUUCUUGCACUUUCUUUAAUGGUUGUAUGCUUCUUUUAAAAACCGAAGAACUUUAGGACAUAAGCAUUGUACAAGUGUUGAACGAAAAACAUCAACUCACCACGUACAACCUUCUGUCAGUGGUGCAAAAUCAGGUACUGUACAUGUCACUUAAAUCUGAUGUAACAGCUGCUAAAAUCAAUAGACAAAUAAUGUACGAUGUGUUUUUGUAGUGUUCAUGACAGUCAUACAACUCUUGUGAGGUGGCUGUGGGCUUCAAUUUAAGUGUUACUAUUUCUCUGUAUAGACAGAAGAAGCCCACUGUAGCAACUAUUACAGUAAAGUAGGCUCCAGAAAUCAUCCAGCCACAUCUAGAGGUCUGGUUUAGGAGAGCACAUUGCUGGUUUUAUGUUCUCUCCUAAAUGGCAGUUUCAUUCGGUCUCUCUCUUGCAGUAAUUUUUUAUGUUGCAUUUGUGGCCUAUUGUCUUUGUGUAUUGGGAAAAAAAGGAUAGUUCUCCUUAAAACUAUAAAACAUACAAACAAACAAAAAAAAAACAACAAAAAACAAUAGAGAUGCUAAAAAAUGAAAAGACACGGGUAUGAGCAUUCUGACUUUGUAUAAAUG
Tachysurus vachellii is the source of this 4921-nucleotide messenger RNA. RefSeq names its product ELKS/RAB6-interacting/CAST family member 1a (gene erc1a). Gene Ontology annotation, molecular function: structural constituent of presynaptic active zone. Bases 332 to 3250 code for a protein of 972 amino acids. NCBI's taxonomy places the organism in Eukaryota, Metazoa, Chordata, Actinopteri, Siluriformes, Bagridae. The transcript has 18 exons. The record is from RefSeq and is a predicted model, not a curated record. Gene Ontology annotation, biological process: neuromuscular synaptic transmission; maintenance of presynaptic active zone structure; regulation of synaptic plasticity. Gene Ontology annotation, cellular component: cytoskeleton of presynaptic active zone.